Corapipo altera (White-ruffed manakin) is the source of this 909-nucleotide messenger RNA. RefSeq names its product small integral membrane protein 7 (gene SMIM7). The transcript has 4 exons. The record is from RefSeq and is a predicted model, not a curated record. The annotation marks the transcript as partial. Lineage: Eukaryota; Metazoa; Chordata; Aves; Passeriformes; Pipridae.
CUCCCCAUCGCUGUCCCCAUCCCUGUCCCCCUCGCUGUCCCUCUCUCCCACAGGACGCUGCUGGUGAACGCCGGUGCUGUGCUCAACUUCAGGCUGAGGAGGAAGGACACGGAGGGAUUCGGGGAGGAGCCGAGGGAACCCACGACCGGUGACAAUAUCAGAGAGUUCUUGCUGAGUCUCAGGUAUUUUCGAAUCUUCAUUGCCUUGUGGAAUAUCUUCAUGAUGUUCUGCAUGGUUGUGUUAUUUGGAUCUUGAAAGUCACACACAAACACGUCUGUUACCUUGGAAGAGACUUUUGGCUGGGAACAAACUUUUCUUAAAGAUUCCAAUGCUUUCAAACUGCAGCCCUGGGCUCAUGGCUUGUCCCCUCCAGCCCAUCUGGUCACUCACUGCCGGGGCUUUGAGCCACAACAUUCACAGUCAAAUUAUCUCAGACUUCACUGAAAUAGAGAGAACUUCUGUUUUUCUAAGCUCAGAGUGAGGUGCAGGGGAGAACUGGAGUGUGACUGCAGUUCCCAGUGUUAAACCUCAGCGUUACCAGACCCAUCCUGGGCUGUGGCAGCUCCUGUCACCCCUGUCCAGGUUAUGUGCAAGUCACACUCCUUGGAUCUCAGUUUUAUAUAAAGCUGAGCAAAGUGUUCCUGUAACCUCUCACUAUUCCAUUAGUUUUGUUGGAGAAAAGGAAUAUUAAAAUAUAAAAAAAAGAGAGAUUCACACCUUCCUGCUGUUUUUCCAAAAAAAAACCCCAAAACUUUUAAAAAUAAUAUAAUUUUGUUUUCUAAGCAAUACAUAAGGGAUUUUGAAGGGGAAGAAUGGCAAAAAUAAUUCUCUAAGCCAAGUUUAAGGGAUAGUUUUGAAAUAAUCUUGGAUUUGGUUGAAUAAAGCUGUUCUAUUUAAGAGUAAAAUAUA